AGAGGUUUUCCAGGAGAUCCAGGUCCUCCAGGAGCAGAGGGCCGUCCUGGAUCAAAUGGUCAUGCUGGGCCUAAGGGACCAAAGGGCAGCACUGGGCUUGAUGGACAUGUGGGACCAAAAGGCGAUCCGGGACCUGACGGCAAAGAAGGAUUUGAUGGGUCUCAUGGUUUACCGGGUAUCCCAGGUUUACAAGGACCUCCAGGCCCUCCAGGGGCCCCAGGAUGCAAUGGAACAGAUGGAGAUGAUGGACACCCUGGAAUUCAUGGAGCCAGUGGUAUUUCUGGAAAUCCAGGUCCACCAGGUCUGCCUGGACUUAAGGGUGAAUCUUGGGUGUUAAUAGAUUUAAUACCAGGGCCACCUGGACCACCUGGGAGGGACGGAGACCCAGGUCUCAGUGGAGAGCCUGGACCAUUAGGCGAAGUUGGAACAAGGGGCUCUCCUGGAUUUCCUGGCCUUCCGGGGGCUCCAGGAUCUAAGGGGAGAUCGGGACCACCAGGGCCACCGGGGCCACCGGGUCGGACCAGGGAGUUUUCCACUGAAAGCCUUGUUUUAAAGGUGCAGCAAUACAUGGAGGAUCUAAAAGGAGACAAAGGAGAUGUCGGAGAAAAAGGCUGCCAGGGCGAUCCAGGAGAUAUUGGUUAUGGCCUUUACGUCAAAGGAUCAAAGGGAAGCAAAGGACCUCAUGGGCCAGAAGGAAAGCCAGGGAAGGACGGUGAUCCUGGACAAUAUGGACAGGAGGGAAGCCCUGGCCACAGCGGUGAUCCAGGAUAUCAAGGGACACCAGGAGACACGGGUGAAAAAGGAAGCAGGGGUCCACCUGGUCCACCAGGAGAUAUAUUUGGGCCUGAGCCACUCAAAGGAUACCGCGGAGAUCCUGGUUCCAGUGGCCCUCCUGGUCCUCCUGGGCGUCGAGGUAUUGUGGGGUUUCCUGGACCAGAUGGACCUCCAGGCCAAGUGUCUGGGAAUUAUGUGCCGGGCCCACAAGGUUCCCCUGGCUUUCCGGGUCCCAAAGGGGAGCCUGGGGAACCUGGGGCUAUUUAUACUGGACUCCCAGGUCUAGAUGGGGAUCCUGGUGAUACAGGACCUCAAGGGGAUACGGGCCCACCUGGACCUCCAGAAGACAGAACUAACAGGAUAACAAAAGGUCUCCCAGGAAUGAAGGGAAUGAAGGGUACACCUGGAGAUAAGGGAUAUAAUGGGACAUUUGGAAAGAAAGGAGAGAAGGGGGAACCUUGUUAUGACUGCAUUGGAGCAGGACCCCCAGGAACACCGGGUCCCCGUGGUCCACCCGGCAUCCCUGGCAACAAUCAAGGACCAGGUGCCAAAGGUGAUCUAGGCAUCCCAGGACCUACAGGUUUAACUGGAAGACCAGGUCCUGUUGGUGAAAGAGGAUAUCCAGGCCCUCCAGGACAAAAGGGAGACUCAUAUUCCUACAGCACUCCAGGGAUAAAGGGAGUGACAGGAGACCCAGGGCAGCUUGGCUGGCCUGGUCCAGAUGGCCUCCCUGGGUUUCCUGGGUUACCAGGUCGUAAAGGCAAUCAAGGCCCUCCAGGGGAUUUGGAUCCAUACCCUGGUGGGAAGGGAGACCGUGGUUUUCCAGGCCCACAAGGGCCUUUUGGGAGACCAGGACCAGUUGGCCUCCCUGGGCAAGUUGGAUAUGGGCCCCCUGGACUUCCAGGAAGUAAGGGAGAUGUUGGGGUACCUGGCCUGCCUGGGGAGCCUGGAAUUCCAGGCCAAAAAGGGGAACCAAGCCAUAUCCACACCACUGGACCUCCUGGACCACCUGGAUUUAAAGGCUUGCCUGGUUUACCUGGAAGCUCAGGUUAUCAAGGAGCAUCAGGUGCCCCUGGAAUACCAGGUUUUCCAGGACAGAAAGGAGAAAAAGGUCCUGUGCCAUUUGCUGGAAACCAGGGGAUCCAAGGACAGAAAGGUGACAAAGGGCAGCCAGGUCUCAAAGGUUUUCCAGGUAGGGGCUUGCCUGGUCAGCCAGGUUCACCAGGCCCUCCUGGUCCUCCAGGACUGCAGGGAGAUGGUGGCCACGGAAUCCCUGGCCCCCCAGGCCUCCCCGGGCUUCCAGGAGAAGAAGGACGUCAGGGCCCUACAGGAGAUCCUGGGACCCCUGGUCUACCUGGGAAACCAGGGCUAAUUGGCAACCCUGGUUAUCCAGGAGAAAAGGGAAAUAAAGGUUCUAUAGGGCCCCCAGGAGUACCUGGUAGCAAGGAUUCAUGUAAAGGAUUACCUGGACCAGUGGGACCACCAGGACCAGAUGGUUAUCCAGGACCUCCAGGACCUAAUGGCUUGCCUGGUGUGAAGGGGAAUGUAGGUUUGCCAGGGUCUGGUCAUACUGGCCCCCGUGGUGAGCCUGGCUCCCCUGGGACAUCAGGCCUUGGUUCACUUGGGUUUCCUGGACUAAAAGGGAUCAAGGGACAGAACGGCCUGCCUGGUCAACCAGGUUUGAGAGGAGACCCUGGACCAGAAGGAUUACCAGGAUAUGGACUAGAGGGAUUGCCUGGAAUUGUGGGACCACCAGGCCGAAUAGGUUGCCCUGGCCCACAAGGAGCCAGAGGUUCCCAGGGUCCACAAGGCAUAAAAGGAGAAAAAGGUUUCAGAGGUCCUCCAGGCAAUACAUCAACAAUACCAAUAGAUAUUAUUGGGCCCCCAGGAGACAAUGGCAAUUUGGGUCCUCCAGGGGAUCCAGGUAUUGAUGGAUCAGUGUUUUCAGAAAGAAGGCAAGGACCUGCUGGGACCUUAGGAGACCCAGGAGUGAGAGGUCCUCAAGGCUUAAAAGGAAUAAGAGGAGAUCAAGGAAUCACUGGAGGGCCAGGUCAAGACGGUGCACCAGGUCCAACUGGUAACAAAGGAGUUAAGGGAGAACCAAACUACUUUGGAUAUGGAAUCCCUGGGCCAGUAGGACAAAAGGGUGAACCAGGAUCAACCAAUACUUACGCGAUGAAGGGUCAAAAAGGAGAACCUGGUUUUCAUGGACCACCAGGUCCACCAGGAGACUGUGGAGCCAGAGGAAACCCAGGACCUGUUGGCAGAAAUGGUGCACCAGGCCACCAAGGGCCUAAAGGUUCAGAUGGACCUCCAGGAGUCAAAGGACUCCCGGGACCUAAUGGACCACCAGGUGUCGCAGGUCCGCCGGGAGUCAGUGGUUAUCCAGGUCCUAAAGGCAACCAGGGUCUAGAUGGGAUCCCUGGACUACCAGGGCAGAAAGGGGACACAAUCAUAAUUGGAGGGACACCUGGAGGACGUGGUGAACCAGGUCAACCAGGCCCUCCCGGGGACCCUGGUCCUGCCUUGCCAGUCAUAGUAAGUCCUGGACCAAUAGGAGACAAAGGAUUGCGAGGUCUACCUGGGCUCAAUGGUCCAAGGGGUCUACCAGGAAGAGAAGGGGCAUGUUCUUGGUUAAAAGGAGACCGUGGCCAUCCUGGCAGUCCUGGUAACCCAGGAUGUCCUGGCUUACCUGGCCCUCCAGGUCCCACUGUGCCUGGGUUUAAAGGAGACAGAGGGAACGAAGGUCUUAUAGGAAGCCCAGGCAAUAGAGGACCCCCGGGAGAUCCAGGCCCUCAAGGACUACCUGGUGUAAGAGGCAAAACUGGAAGCCCUGGGCCAAGAGGUGAUUGUGGUCCUCCUGGAUUCCAAGGGCCCCCUGGUGAGAAAGGAGACCCUGGAUACAACCCAGGCCCACCUGGUCUGCCUGGAGUCAAAGGUUUUCCUGGACGACCUGGCCUCAAAGGUGAACCAGUAUUUGCCAAGGGCAUAUUUGAACCAGGCUUUCCUGGCUUACCAGGUCCCCCUGGCAAUCGAGGAGCCCCAGGGAGCACUGGACCAUCAGGACAACCAGGCCUUCCAGGUAAGCCAGGUGUCAAAGGAGUGCGUGGUCCCAGUCCACUCGGCCAGCCCGGAUUUCCUGGCCACAAAGGAGACAAAGGAAGCGCAGGAGUGCCAGGUCCAGAAGGUAGACUUGGAGACGCAGGCCGAAAGGGUCCUCCAGGGCUGCCUGGAGGAGGCGGUCCACAUUAUGUUGACAGUUUCCUGAUAGCUAGACACAGUCAAAGCAUCCGUGUCCCUGACUGCCCUCCUGGCUCCAACCUCAUCUACUCUGGUUACUCGCUUCUUUUCAUCAAAGGAAAUGAUAAAGCUCAUGGUCAGGACCUUGGCACCAUGGGAAGCUGUCUCGCUCGCUUCUCCACCAUGCCCUUCCUGUUCUGUGACACAGAAACUACCUGUCGCUAUGCUUCUCGUAAUGACUACUCAUACUGGUUGUCAACAGACACCCCUAUGCCCAUUAACAUGGUUUCCAUCACAGGAGAAAAGCUGGCCUCCUACAUCAGCAGGUGUGCAGUGUGUGAAACCACCUCCAAUGUCAUAGCCUUCCACAGCCAGACAAUUCUGAUACCUCAAUGUCCCGAAGGUUGGGAGUCCCUGUGGACUGGAUACUCAUUUGUUAUGCAAACAGGUGCUGGUGCAGAGGGCUCCUCGCAGCCUCUGGUUUCUCCUGGCUCAUGUCUGGAAAGUUUCCGCCAAGUGCCCUUCAUUGAAUGUCACGGCAGGGGAACAUGUAACUACUACCCUGAUUCCUAUAGCUACUGGCUGGCCUCCCUCGAUGCCAAAAACAUGUUCAGUAAACCUGCUCCUCGGACAGUGAAGGGACCUUCUCUACAAAAUGUAAUCAGCCGUUGUCGGGUCUGUAGGAAACUAUGGCAGUCUCGCUCAGAUGACAAGCGUGGGGACAGUUUUUAACACUGAUUAUUUCAUUUUUUUGCGUUAUUUGAAAUAUGAAACUAUGUGAUGUUAAAAUUAAUGAAACAUUUAGUCAUCCAUUAUAGCAUAUGGUGGCUGUAGUGUGCCGCCAGAGUGUAAUUAUUCUUGAGCCUCAAUAACAGUCAAUAUUAGCAGUUACAAAGGUACUAGUAGCAGUUAUACAUUGUCUUUUCUGGAUUGUAAAUGCUUUAACUUUUACUUAGAGUUUCACAUUAAAUACUUAACCCUACAUCCUUUUUAUCAUAGUUUUCCUCUGAUGUUAUUGGUAAUAUUAUAAAAUAUAAAAUUGACAAAAUGCCAUGUAACACCAAAAGGUCUUUUGGAUUUUAAGAAAAAAAAACAAACAAACACCAAAUGUCCUCAUUUGUGCAUAUGAUAGUCAGACUACUGAGAAAUAAUUAACUUGUUUAUACAGUGAUGACACUGACACGUUUGCUGCUUCGUUCCACAUGAGCUGAGAAGACCAGUGCAGUCCAGUCAAUGGAUGACGUCAAAAGUAUUAGCUCACAACGAAUGACACACAUGUUCCUAUGACAUCUGGAGAGGAAGCACUGUGACUUGCUCCUGCUUUGAAAUUGUAACAUUGUGUUUUCUCACGCAAUUAUAGAGUUAUUUGUGCUGUCACUCUAGAAGCAUUUUUUUUUUUUUUUUUAAAUUUCAGCAUGUUAAAUGAUGCAUGGAAAAGAUUAAACUUUAUGACUCAUACUGCCUGCAAUUUUUUCCAUUCCAUUUCUAAAUGAACUGUCAGGACGUGACACCACAAUCAAACGGCUGCUGUCUCUGUAGGUUAGGGGACAGAAA
Seriola aureovittata is the source of this 5568-nucleotide messenger RNA. Its product is annotated as collagen alpha-5(IV) chain-like. Lineage: Eukaryota; Metazoa; Chordata; Actinopteri; Carangiformes; Carangidae. The annotation marks the transcript as partial. The record is from RefSeq and is a predicted model, not a curated record. Gene Ontology annotation, cellular component: basement membrane; collagen trimer. The transcript is spliced from 48 exons. Gene Ontology annotation, molecular function: extracellular matrix structural constituent.